Molecule: messenger RNA, 4475 nt
Organism: Closterium sp. NIES-67
Lineage: Eukaryota; Viridiplantae; Streptophyta; Zygnematophyceae; Desmidiales; Closteriaceae
Source: the annotation of a GenBank genome assembly
GGGAAGGGAAGGGACAGAUUCACCUUCACGGCACCAGAGCGCUCAUUCGCUGAUGCUUUCGAUUGAACCAUGGCUUCCUACAUCUCACGCUAGUCUCGCCCUCGGCUCCUCCCCGUUGUCGAUCUUCGUUCCUUAGGCCCGCUGUUUCAUCCUGUAAGCAACAUACUCCUGACUCCAUCGUUUAGCACGUGCAUCCGCCUGUAUCAAAUACUAGCUCUGGUAUCGAGCUUCGAAAAUGGGGCAGUUUAGAGACUGGCUGCGCGAUCUGUGGGGGAAAAAGGACCCGGGACCCAGCCGCGUGCUGUUCGUGAACGAGCCCGAGGGCAACGACGAGUUCGGGUUCAGCAGCAACCGCAUCCGCACCACCAAGUACAUGUGGUACACCUUCCUGCCGCGCGGCCUCUUCGAGCAGUUCCGCCGCGUCGCCAACCUCUACUUCCUCUUCCACGCGUGCAUCUCGCUCACGCCGCUCUCCCCGGUGAGUCCGCUCGCCACGGUGCCGCCACUCGUCUUCGUCGUGGGGCUCGCCAUGGCCAAGGAGCUCUGGGAGGAUGUAAAGCGAGGGCGAUCGGACUACGAGACGAAUAAGCGCAAAGUAACGGUCAUACGGCCGGACGGUACGGAGGCGACGCGGCGGUGGCGCGACUUGCGCGUGGGGGAGCUGAUCCGCGUGCCGCACGACGCGUUUCUUCCGGCCGACAUCAUCUGCGUGGCGGCGAGCGGCGAGGGCGGCACGUGCUACGUGGAGACGAUGAAUCUGGACGGCGAGACGAACCUCAAGAUGCGCAGCGCGGUCUACGAGACGCACGCGAUGGACGUGGCGGAGCUGGCGCGCGUGCGCGGACGCGUCGAGUGCGAGCACCCGAACGCGUCCAUCUACACCUUCACGGGGAAAAUGCUGCUCAGAACCAGCACCGAGGGCGCUCUUAGCGGGCGGAGUGCUACUAGUAGCAUCGGGUCGGAAGACUCUGCGGAAAAUCCCGGUGACGCAGCGCCGAUUUUCAUCACUCCGGCGAACAUUCUCCUGCGCGGAUCGCGGCUGCGCAACACGCGGUGGGCGGUGGGGAUGGUGGUGUACACGGGCCGCGAGACCAAGAUCAUGAUGAACGCCACCGACCCACCGUCCAAGCGCAGCUUCGUGGAAAGGCGGCUGGAUUUCGUGAUCAUGUUCGAGCUGGUGGUGCUGGUGGGCCUUGCGACGUUGUCGUCCGUGAUGUUCGGCGUGUAUCUCGGCCGCUACAUGCCGCAGCAGUGGUACCUGCGACCCGGCGAUUACACCGGGACGGCGGGCGUGGCGAAGGCGAUGUUCGACUGGGAAAACCCCGCGCUGGCGGCGCUGACGCAGUUCUUCACGGCGCUCGUGCUGUACGGCUACUUCGUGCCUAUAUCGCUGUAUGUGACUAUGGAGCUCGUGAAGUUAGUGCAGGCUGCGGCGAUAGCGUUCGACCUGCAUAUGUACUACGAGGAAAAGGAUAUCCCCGCUACUGCCCGCACCUCUAACCUUAACGAGGAGCUUGGUAUGGUGCACACAGUAUUGUCGGAUAAAACUGGCACGUUGACUCGCAACCAGAUGGAUUUCUUCAAGUGCUCUAUAGCGGGGAUAGCGUACGGCACGGGCGUGACUGAGGUAGAGAAGGCGGCAGCAGAGCGAGCCGGCCAGCCAAUCCCAGACGAGGAUGAGGAGGUGGAGGGGGAGGAGGGGGUAUACACCCCUCUAAAGCCCCUGGAAAAGGGGUACAACAUGAAGGACCCCAGGCUGGAUGAAUUGAAGUGGCGGUCGCAGCCGACAGCAGGGGAGAUCCGGCGGUUCCUGGAGGUGCUAUCGGUGUGCCAUACGGUGGUGGCGGACACAUGCGAUGCGGCCGACGGGGGAGGUGUAGGGAAGGAGGGCGGCGCUACGAGUGCGACUACUGGUGGCGCUACCAUGGGGGGUGGUGCGGGAGAGGGAUGGGAGGCGGGCCCGGUGGUGCACAUCGGCGACGGCGACAGCAGCAGCGGCGACGAGGACGACUACCAGGAGGCGCUAGCACGCGACGACGGCGGCAUCACGAGCGUGGGCGGCAGCAUGCGCAGCUACCACACCGCGGACGGGCGCAGCACCGACUCCCUCCACUCCUUCCGCUCCUUCCGAACGGCGUCCCAGGCCACGCCAGCGCCGUCGUUCGAGAGCGGCAGGCAGCCUGCAGAGGGGCAGGAGCAGGAGCAAGGAGGGGGGCAGCAGGGGAGGCAAGUGCUGGCGAGCCCCCCCAUGGGGGAGAUCGACCCCGAGUCGGUGCGCUUCCUGGCGGAGUCGCCGGACGAGGCGGCGUUCGUGGUGGCGGGCAAGCGCAUGGGCAUGCUGUUCGCGGGGCGGCAGGGGCGCGACGUGAGCGUGGUGGAGUACGGCGAGGGGUGGGCCGUGGCGGGGGAGAGGCGGUACACGCUGCUCAACACACUCGAGUUCACCAGCCACAGGAAGCGCAUGAGUGUGGUGGUGCGCACGCCGGACGGCAACCUUGUCCUCUUGUGCAAGGGCGCGGACAACAUAGUCAUGGACCGCCUGGGCGGCAGCGAGGAGGCGCAGCGGCACCGGCCAAUCACGGAGCAGCACAUGCGCACGUACGCCGAGGCGGGCCUGCGCACCCUGGCCAUCGCGUGGCGGGAGAUCGGGGAGGAGGAGUACGCUAGCUGGCAGGCGCGGUGGGAGGCGGCCAAGGGCGAGGUGGCGGACGCAGCAGCGCAGGCGGAGCAGCUGGAGCGGCUGGCGGACGAGAUGGAGAGGGGGCUCAUCCUGCUGGGGGCGACCGCCAUCGAGGACAAGCUGCAGGUGGGCGUGCCGCAGGCCAUCGAGGCCAUGGCGGCGGCGGGCAUCCGCCUGUGGGUGCUCACGGGCGACAAGCUCGAGACAGCUGUCAACAUCGGAUUCGCGUGCCGGCUGCUGCGGCCGGGCAUGCAGCAGCAUGUGGUGUUUCUGGAGGACAACGAGAGGAUGGAGGCUGACGCUGCUGCUGCGGGUGCUGACGUGGCAGAGUUCGCAGUGAGGGCCAUCCACUCGCAGAUUCUCUCCGCCAAAGCAGCAGCCAUGGCGCCGCACACGCCCCUCGCCGCACCGCACGCCAUCGUAAUCGACGGCAAGGCGCUCUCGCACGUGCUCGCCACCGCCGCCCUGCGCUCCGACUUCCUCCAGGCAGCGCUGGCCUGUGCGUCCGUCAUCUGCUGCCGCGUGUCGCCCAAGCAGAAGGCGCAGGUCACCGAGAUGGUGGGGACGGAGGGCGGCAUGAUAACGCUGGGGAUAGGCGAUGGGGCCAACGACGUGGGCAUGAUACAGAAGGCACAUAUCGGGGUGGGGAUAGCCGGGGAGGAGGGGCAGCAGGCGGUGAUGGCAGCUGAUUUCGCCAUUGGUCAGUUCCGGUUUGUGGAGCGCCUUCUGCUGGUGCACGGGGCGUGGAGCUACCGGCGGAUCACUUACAUGAUAAAAUACUUCUUAUAUAAGUGCCACAACUUCGCCUUCACCAUAUUUUUCUUCAACGCACUGGCGAUGUUUUCGGGCAGCCCGGUGUACUUUGACUGGCUGCUGGCGCUCUUCCAGGUGCUCUUCUCCGCGCUGCCCGUGGCGGCCGUGGGGGCGUUCGACCAGGACGUGAAGGCCGUCUACCACAUCCGAUACCCAAGGCUCUACGCCGAGAGCCAGCACAACCGUCUCUUCACCCCGGGGGCCAUCGGGGUGGCCAUGGGCAAGGGCAUGGUGCAGGCGGCCAUCCUCUUCGCACUCUCCUUCCUGCCGCUGCUGCUCUCCGCCUCGGGGACUGACGGGCGCGUGCUGGACCUGACGGCGCAGGGCUCCAUCCUCUUCACUGCGCUCGUGCUCACCGUCAACCUCGAGCUAGCUGCCACCAUUCAGUACUGGACGGUGAUCCACCAUGUGUGCGUGUGGGGCUCGAUCGUGCUGUGGUUUGUGUUCCUGGCCGUGGUGAGCUACCUGCCUCCCACGUGGGUCUCUUCCUUCCACGGCAUGGCGCCCAUGCUGCUGCUGCGCCCAAGCUACUACCUCAUCGUGCUCGUCGCCACCGUUGGCGCGCUGCUCCCCACCUUCGCUGCUUUAACCAUCACACGGCAUCUGGCCCCCACGGAUGUGGAGAUAGUGCAGGAGGUGCAGCAGAGGGACCACAAGCGGCGACUCACGCGCCUCGCCAGCAUGCACACCAGCAGCAGGAGGCGGUGAAGCAUGGGCAGGCAGUGGAGCAUCCAUGGGCAGUGACGAGUGAGGUCACAGGGCGAGUCAGACGAGUCUGCAGCACCGCUUUCUCCCAUGGCUGGCAGCCCAGAGGGCGUGAGUGCAUGGAGCAAUGAGCGCCAUGCCUUCCUUCCUUCAUGCUGGCUUCAAGCUGCUUUGAGGAUAGCCUCUCGUAUUCAUCUCCUGAGUAGAGAAGUAAUUGCUAAUUAGUGCCAAGCGCUACAAUAAGCUCGCUACGAGCACCAUGUGCUUUGUUGUAAUA